This is a messenger RNA of Boleophthalmus pectinirostris (great blue-spotted mudskipper), 5344 nucleotides long. RefSeq names its product meningioma 1b (gene mn1b). Lineage: Eukaryota; Metazoa; Chordata; Actinopteri; Gobiiformes; Gobiidae. Gene Ontology annotation, biological process: regulation of DNA-templated transcription. The record is from RefSeq and is a predicted model, not a curated record.
CAGCGACACAGCAGAGUGUAUUUGUGAAUCGCUCCCAGUGCUCUCACACCAAAACAGAUACGACAAAGGGACGCACAUGGAAGACAGCAUGCGCCGAGGACCUUAAAUCACAGAGUGCUUCAGUGAACAGCGUAUACCCGGCCCCAGUGGCAGAAAGAUGCUGUAAAGGCGCUGUGCGGUCUGGAACCCCGGCACGGCACGGGACACUACUGGGACCGUGCACUCCUGCGCUGCCUGCAUCUUCGGACUUUAAAUAACAUCGGAGUUUUGGUCACAUGCCUCCUCUGCAAUUGAUCAUUUGAAGGACACUAGUUCUUGCUUAUAAAGAACAUGACCAAGGAGGUAUAGUCCACUUGACUUUUGGUCUUUCCAGGAUGGGAUCUUUAAGAAAAAGUCGCUCCAGGACAAUUGCCAUUGGACAGGAAUAAUGAAACAGAACUGGUUAUUUUUUCCACUUAUCUAGACAAUGUUUUUGUGCCACGAAGAAAUGCGUAUCGGAAAAUACUUUGACCUCUCAAGCGUGCAUAGAAAGUACACGUAUUAUGUCAAUUUUCGGACGUAAAAAAGAAAAGGCGAGGAUACCGGUUACGUGCGUACUUGGACAUAGACUCGCACCUUUGGAGAAUUAACAAUUAUUCCGCAUCAUUGAGAAGCGAUCCGACGGAGCAGAAGACAGCGCGCGGAUGUCUGGCAAAGCAGCCGUCAUGUGGGAUUGAUUGCAGGGGAGUAUGUUUGGGCUGGAGCAGUUUGGUUCCCAGAUUAAUAGCAGAAACCCUGGCCAGUCUGAGAGAAACAUAAACCAACCAAGACUGAACAUGGGCUCCCAUAAAAGCCCCGGCUUUCACGCUGGAGGCCCACCGGGAGCCGUGGAGCCCGGCAUGGGCCCCAUGAGCGAGCCCCAGAUGCUCGGCCUCAACAUGAACAUGAAUGGAGAGCAAUACGGGGGUUUCCACCCGCGGCCCCAUUCGGACAUGCACCCUGGCGGACUGCAGCAGCAGGGACCCAUGCAUGGAUUCUUCAACAACCAGCAACCUCAUCAAGGACACCCCCAUGGCCACCAGCCUCAUCCCCAACAGCACCACCCUCACUUCAGCGGAACUUUUGGCCCAGAGUCUGGCUCUUCAUGUCUGCAUGGAGGCAGGCUCAUGGGCUAUAACAACAAUGGCAUGGGACCACAGCAAGGUUUUGGAGAGGGAUUUGACCCUCUGUCUGAGGGGCAAACAGGAGAGGGUUUUCCUCAGCAGCAGCGGACUGGUAACCUCCCUGACUUUCAGCAUCAUGGUCCUCCCAGUGGUGCUGUUCCUGCCCCCUGCCUUCCCCUUGACCAGUCCCCAAACCGGGCAGCAUCUUUCCAUGGACUCCCUUCAUCCUCAUCGUCAGAGUCCCACGGCCUAGAGCCUCGGAGAAUGCCUAACCAGGGUGCUGUCGAAGGAUUAGAAUAUAACUUUACCAGUGAACCUCCAUCUGGACAUUUUGAUGUUCCUGUCUUUUCACCAUCUGAUUCAGAGUCACAGCUACCCCAUUUUGGCCCUGGACGGCCUGUUCCCAGUGGAAAUUUUCCUGCUAACCCUGGCAUGCCCCGUACCCCAGGUAUACAGAGUAUAUCUAAAGGACAUCAGCCCCCACAGCCCCAGCAGUUUUUUGAGCGUUUUGGAAAUGGUCGAAAGGUGCCUGUGGGAAUAGAGCCUGGAGUUGCGAGACAUCCUCUCAUGCAGCAGCAACAACAGGCUGGCUUGAUAGGCAGGCAGAAUUCCUGCCCCCCUGGCCUCCCCCGACCCCCUCAGGCUGAGCCCAACUCUAACCCCAACAUUCUAGACGGUGGGGUCAUGAUGCCUGGCCAACACAACCAGUUUGAAUAUCCCAUUCAUAGACUAGAAAACAGGGGUCUGCAUCCUUAUGGGGACCCCAUGUUUAAUAUGCAACAGCCCGCUCCUCCCUCCCAACAACCUCCAAACCAGCGACUACAACAUUUUGACUCCCCUUACAUGAAUAUGGCCAAAAGGCCCAGAUUUGACUUUCCAAAUGCACAUAGCGGUGAAGGCUGGUGUGGGGGGAUGGACAACCAUCUCUCCCCUUCAGCCUAUUCUGGGCUGCCUGGUGAGUUCACCCCUCCGGUGAAUGAGGGCUUCCCUCCAGGGCCACUUCAGCACCCAGGCCCGGAGCAACAGUCUCUGCAGCAGAGACAGAAUGCAGCUAUGAUGAUAAAACAAAUGGCAUCUCGAAACCAGCAGCAGCGGAUGAGACAACCCAGUUUACAGCAGCUGGGUCACCACGGCGACAUGCCUCCAGGUCCCAUGACUCAUGCUGGCCCGGUCGGGAGCAUGUCCCAGGCCAACUUUGACAGGGAAAAUGGUGGCAGAGUGCCCAAUAUUGAUGGACAGAAUCCUCAUAUAACUCAGGAGAACUCCUGGUUCCAGGGGUCCCACCCUCCAGGGGAGAUGAUGUCACGGCGUAUGGGUGGGGCUGGUAAUGAGUCUGGGCCUCACGACAUGGGUAUGCAACAGAGUGGUGCUGGGAUGAUGUUUAGGCCCGGCAUGGGCAUGCAGGAGCCCAUGAGGAUACCAGGAGAUGUCCAGGCUCUCCACUCACCGGGCAUUCACUCACAGUUUAGUGGCAAUAUGGCUAACCUCACUCAAAUGCAGUCUCCAGGAGCAGGCGCAGGGCAUCCCAACUCUGCCUCAGAAAGGAGGCCUGCUGACUUUUCUGGACCUCCAAUGGGGGCUCAGCCAAACUACCCCUAUGGAGGAGCUAACCGCCAGGGCCCUGCUCACUCUGGUCCCCAGGGGGUGAGCACUUCACCUGGGAGCUUCCCACCCCAGUCUGAAUUUCCCUCAGGUCAGCGCUCGUCCGUUAGUAAGCUGGGAGCACUGUCCCUUGGGAAUUUCAGCAAAACCAGCUCUAAAGACAGUGUUUUUGGCCAGAGCUGCCUGGCGGCCCUCUCUACAGCCUGCCAGAACAUGAUUGCUAGCCUAGGAGCACCUAAUCUGAACGUAACAUUCAACAAGAAGAACCAAAAUGAGGGCAAACGAAAACUGAGUCAGACAGAACAGGACAUUAAUAGCAGCACAUCUAAUGGCACUGGCAGUGCUGGUCCGGAAUAUUUUCAGAGCAGUACUUCCCAGAACAGCCAGAUGCCUGGCACCGGGAAUAGCAACUCUAAGCCUGCCAGUCAAAGCCAGACGGUGCAGGGGGAAGCCAGUGCCCUCUCCCCAAAUUACAACAUGGACGCUACCCCGUGCAGUGAGGGGAAGGCAACAACAGGGAGUGGGAGAGGGAGAGGGAGGAGAAAAAGAGACAGUGGACAUGUAAGCCCUGGAAUUUUUUUUUCCUCUGACAAUGGUAACCCUGUUGUAAGUCCAGGCCAGCAAACCCCCACAGCUGGCAUUGGGGAGAGGGGAGGGGGCACCCCUAAUGAGAAACACCUCCACUCACCCUCCUGGGGUAAAGGAGGUGACCUGAUGCUGGGGGACCAGGCUGAUUUGAUGUCAUCUUUGGACAGUGGCAUUCAAAGUGUGGCCAAGUCUGACAGCAGCUCUCCACGAGUGGACUUUUCUGACGAUGUCAGCGCCCACUUCGGCAACGAGGAUGAGGUGUCCUCAAGUUCAGACGCUGGGGGGGCCUCUGCCGCCAAGUCUAACCGCAGCCCCAUGCUCACUGGCUCCCCCAAAGUGCAGAGAGGUGAACAUGGGCUGAUAAACGGACAGAAGCCCCCGGGCAUUAACAAUCACACUACCUCGACACCUGACAGCUAUGGACUAAAUACUGGAGGCACAGGCGGAGGAGUGAGCCACCCGGGCACUCCUGGAGUGGAGCAGGUACGCACACCUUCCAGCACCUCGGGACAAGACGAGAUCCACCCUUUGGAGAUCCUCCAGGCCCAGAUCCAGCUCCAGCGGCAGCAGUUCAGUAUAUCCGAGGACCAGCCUUUGGCCAUAAAAAACGGCAAAAAGAACGGAGACGGUUCCUCACAGAACGAAGACAAUGAGCUGGCGAGCUGCAGCCCGGAUGCUGGGAAGGGCUCAAUGGGCACUAUUGACCUUGACACCCUGAUGGCAGAGCAGCAUGCCACCUGGUACGUGCCCAGCGACAAAGCCAUGAUGGACGGGUCAGAGGACGACAAGGCCAUGGGACCCUGGGAAAAAAACAAGAACCAAAUUAACUCAAAAGAAGAACCGGAGCUGUCUUCCCAGAGUAAGCCUGGCUCUGGUGGUCCCGGGGCAGCUGCAGGAGCGGGGGGAGGUGCUGGGGGAACCACUGGAGGAGGGUCCCACCUGCAGUGCCUGUCUGUCCACUGCACUGAUGAGCUAACAGGGGACAGUAAAGGACGAGGAGGGCCUGUCACAUCCUGGAGGUCCCUGCACUCGGAUAUCUCCAACCGUUUCGGAACAUUCGUGGCUGCGCUCACUUGAAGAGGAAAAACAAAACAAAAUAUUUUAAGAAAAAGCUUCAGAGAUGAUGAAAUGUCGAUGAAGCAUGCAGCUCUUGCCUAUUUGGGAAGAGGGACAUUUUGACACUUACAAUGCAACACACAAAUGGUUUCGGUUACUCACACACUGCUGGACUCUACAGUAUAUGGGCUCUCCUCAGCUACGCCCACUUAUGGAAAACCUCAAAUCAUUUUUUUUUCCUUUAAUUAUUUUGAUUUCAUUUGAAGAAAAUUGUCAAAAGAGAAAGACGAAUAUUCAGAUGUUAUUGGCUUCGAUUGUAUAUGAGUGUUGAGUCUUGUGGCCCAUUACGUUUGCUCACUAACAGCUUGUCUGCAUUGACCCCAUGUAAUGUGUACAAUAUCUUCUUAGUAAAUUGCAAAUGCCCUUUUUAAAUUUUCAGGGAGAAAUUGGAAUGCUGUAAGGAAAGUUGGGACAGUGGGGUGCAUGAAUGUAAAUCAAAAGAAGAAGAAAAUCCAUUGUUUUUAACCCGCUAAUGUUUUUGAAUGAAAUUUUUGUAGAUCCAUGUUGCUUUAACUUCCCCAGCCAAUCGUAUAGCUAAUAAUCAUUCAUGAAAAACUCAAACACUUGUAUACAAAUCAGCCAAUAGGCACUGACAGUGGUGGUCUAGCGUUGUUUCAUAAGGGAAGUGAAAAGACUAUUGGUAUUGCACAUGUAUAAUAAAAUAAAAUUUGCUGUGUGUUAGGCAAUCUUGUAAUCUUUGAAAUAAAGCUUCUGUUGAAUUUCUGAAAACAAUAGAUGGAGGACUGUGACGGCAAUUUACAAACUGAUUUUUUUUCUGUUCGUUUUCAUUUUUUAAAUAAUAUGUAAAGUGCAGUCGUCUGUUUUCCUGCAUAUUGUAUAUAUCUGUAUAUGUUUUAUUGAGUAACUAAAUAACAAUAAAUAUGAUGUUAAAGGUG